Messenger RNA from Trichoderma breve, 948 nucleotides. RefSeq names its product zinc-binding dehydrogenase domain-containing protein. Lineage: Eukaryota; Fungi; Ascomycota; Sordariomycetes; Hypocreales; Hypocreaceae. The coding region runs from base 1 to 948 and encodes 315 amino acids. Gene Ontology annotation, molecular function: oxidoreductase activity. The transcript is spliced from 5 exons. The record is from RefSeq and is a predicted model, not a curated record.
AUGAGAGCAAUUGAUAUCCGGGGCGAUGUUGGCCCAGCAGAAUCCCUUUAUAUGACAGAAAUCCCAAAGCCGGCGCCCAAAGAAGGCCAGGCGCUGGUAAAAGUCAAAGCAUUCGGAAUCAACCGCGCAGAUAUUAUGCAGCGCGACGGAGAAUAUCCUGUCCCUCCCUGGGUCGGUAAAAUUAUGGGAUUGGAUGUUGGCGACGAAGUGUUCGCUUUGGCAUACGGAGGAGCCUAUGCCGAGUACAUUACUAUCUCAACUCAUAUGCUAAUCCACAAGCCGCCGCAUUUGUCAUGGGAAGAGGCUGCGGGUAUUCCCGAAACGUGGCUUACCGCAACAAAAGUGAUGUAUAAGAUCGGAGAAUUUACACGUGGCAAAUCUGUUCUCUGGCAUGCUGGAGCUUCUGGAGUUUCUAUCAGUGGCAUCCAGCUUGCCCUCAGCGCUGGGGCCUCAGCCGUUUAUGCAACAGCACGAUCCGACGAAAAAUGCGACUUCUGCGUUAAUACUCUGGGAGCUACUGCGGCUUUCAACACGACCGAUCCAAAUUGGGUUGACCAAGUGAUGAAGGCAACUAAUAGCAAAGGUGUUGACAUAAUUGCUGAUCUAAUUGGUCCUGAUGUCUUCGCCGAGAAUCUCAAGAUUGCUGCCAAAGAUGCAAGAAUUGUCUUGAUCGGAUUAAUGAGCGGAUUUACCUUUAAAAAGGAAUUUGACAUGGGACUGCUAGCCUUCAAAAGAGUCAGAUACGAAGGCUCAACUCUGAGAAGCCGAGACGAAGAAUUUCAGCGCAAACUGAGAGAUACUUUUGUAUCAGAGGCCCUUCCACAGUUCCAAUCUGGGCAGUUCAAAGUCUACAUCGAAAAGGUUUUGCCUUGGGAAAAAAUCAUCGAUGCGCACAAGCUGAUGGAGACAAACAAGAUUAUGGGAAAGAUUAUUUGUACGAUUAACUAA